Molecule: messenger RNA, 270 nt
Organism: Iphiclides podalirius (scarce swallowtail)
Lineage: Eukaryota; Metazoa; Arthropoda; Insecta; Lepidoptera; Papilionidae
Source: the annotation of a GenBank genome assembly
AUGGGAGGCCGACACGCGUUUCCAGAGCCUGUGUCUGAAGCAAUAGUGGCGAUAUUCGGCUGCGCGCUACGAUCUUCGUUUCUCACGCUGACGGCCCCGCGUAAGUGCAACGUCUGCCCGCGUAGUGUUGCGAACGGCGUGCUGCACAUCGCGCGGUCGCCGGCAGUCGCCGACUGGCGGCGCGCACGCACGCACGCACGCCCCCCCGCGCGCCCCGCGCCGCCGAAAAUGCGCCGCGUAAAAAUACGGCGGGAGGGGGCGCGUAAAAAC